Messenger RNA from Scaptodrosophila lebanonensis, 3566 nucleotides. It is a transcript of the gene PKD, whose product is annotated as serine/threonine-protein kinase D1. Gene Ontology annotation, molecular function: protein serine/threonine kinase activity; ATP binding. The transcript is spliced from 8 exons. Lineage: Eukaryota; Metazoa; Arthropoda; Insecta; Diptera; Drosophilidae. The record is from RefSeq and is a predicted model, not a curated record. Gene Ontology annotation, biological process: protein phosphorylation. The coding region runs from base 535 to 3111 and encodes 858 amino acids.
GAACGAGGCAAAGUGCAAACGUGCAAAAAUAUCUCGCUAGAAAAAAGUUGAAGCGGAGACAACAUCAAUGACUGCGACCACGACGACGAUGCUGUCACAACGACGGGCGUCUUGAAUGAUCCGAUUUUGUAGCUGAUUGGUUGAGCAAAGUCCGUGACUGAAUGCAUCGCCUGAGGAAGAGGAGAAGCCAUCCCGCCGAAUCAAACCGCAGUACUUGCAAGCCAUCAUAACAAAUAGAAAACGUCCAGCAACAACAACACGAGGGAACAGGAGCAGUUCAUGUGAAAAUAGUACAAACUUAUUUCGUCCUUGGGAUUUUCAACAACAACAACAACAAGCCAUACAAGCGCCAACUAAAGCAGAAAAAUAAAAGCACGAGCACUUUCAUUGAGCUGCUCCCAACACCUUCGCUCUCUCCUCACCUAGGAGGGCCAAGGCACAAUCGUGGCCCAACGACAUCAGCACGGAAGCAACGGCGUCGGGGUCGGUGCCGGGGUCGGCGCCGGCAUUGGCGUCGGCAACGUUCCCGUCAUCAUGGAAGGGCCCGAGGUGACAUUUCUCUUUCAAUUCGGCAGCAUACGCGAUGCAGUCUCCGUGCCAGUAAACUCCCUGACGCUCAAAACACUUAAGGAUUUGGCAUGUGAUUUCAUAAACACCAAGAUACCCGAUAGUGGACUGACGUAUCUGUCAGAACGCAUUCUGCUGUUUCGUCACGACUACAGCAGCCCUAAUGUGCUUCACAUUAUCAACUCGGCAUCGGAAGUUGUGGACGAGACCUUGGUGGAAAUUGUACUGACGGCCAGUCCCAUACUCUAUCCCACGUCGGAAAUGCCAACACUGAAGCCUCACAGCCUGAACGUGCAUUCCUACAAGGCGCCCACAUUCUGUGAUUUCUGCGGUGAAAUGCUGUUCGGUUUGGUACGUCAAGGACUCAAAUGCGAUGGCUGCGGUCAGAACUAUCACAAACGAUGCGUGGUAAAAAUACCGAACAACUGCAAUCGUGCCAACGAUGCGACAUCGAGGCGCUCAUCCGCACUCCACCCACCCCGCAGUCCCUCCGGUGGCUCACAGCAAUCUCUGGUCUCCAAUGAGGAUGCGACAUCGGCAACAGGAAAGAACGACUCGGGCACUUCUCUGAACGUACCCGGCUACCGGCCCCAUCAGCGAACCCAUUCUUCGGGCAGCGGUCGGAAUGGACUGACGGUGCUGCGGAUCCCACACACCUUUAUGGUGCACACAUAUGCCAUUCCGACGGUCUGUCAGUACUGCAAGAAGCUGCUGAAAGGACUGUUCAAGCAGGGGCUGCAAUGUCGCGACUGUCAGUACAAUACGCACAAAAAGUGCAUGGACAAGGCGCCGCAGGACUGCACAGGCGAGGCACAGCUGAGCCAACUGCAGCAGCAGCAUGAGGAGGGAACGCCGCGCAAGGAGCGAGACAAUUUCUUUCGCGAGGAAUUUGAUGACAGCGAUUUCGAGGAUAGUCCAGGAUCUGGAUCUGGAUCCGGAUCUGGACAUGCCCAGUCGGACUACAUGAAGUAUGCCAAGGCAACGGGUGCCACAAAUUUGGUUGCGGGUCGACCACGGGAGGCGCCCAAGGCACUAACCAACGCACACAAUUCGCCGCCGGAGCUCUUCAAUGGUGGCAUGAGUGGGCAUGAUAAUGCGGUGGCGACUGGCGGUACUGACACAAAAAGUGCCAGCGACGGCCACUCGGAACAAUCGCAAUCGUCCACCUCAUCCUCGCCCAGUGCCAACAUUCCGUUAAUGCGAAUCGUUCAGUCGGUGAAGCACACAAAGAAACGCGGUGGACAGGCCUUAAAAGAGGGCUGGAUGGUUCAUUAUACCAGCCUGGAUAAGGCUGUGAAGCGUUACUUCUGGCGACUGGACUCCAAAACCAUCACACUCUUCAUCUCAGAGCAAGGCAGCAAGUAUCACAAGGAGCUGCCACUUGCCGAACUCAUCGCCAUUGAGACGCAACGGGAGCCUAGCGUGGAUAGCAACUACGGCUUCGAGCUGCGCAUGCCCAAUAUCAGUUACUUUGUGGGACAGGAUCCUUUGGUGGGUGCACGCGAGGAGCAGGCGAUACGUCUGCCACCACCGGACAGUGGCAUCGGAAGCGAUAUAGCCAAGAGCUGGGAGACGAGCAUUCGACAGGCCUACAUGCAUGUCACCAAUACGCAAUGCUGCGAAUCUGAGGAGCAAGUACAAGACAUGGGCCAGCUCUAUCAAAUCUUUCCCGACGAGGUGCUUGGUUCCGGCCAAUUUGGCGUUGUCUAUGGUGGGGUCCAUAAGAAAACCAAACGCGAAGUGGCCAUCAAGGUCAUCGAUAAGCUGCGCUUUCCCACAAAACAGGAGGCACAGCUUAAGAACGAGGUUGCCAUUCUACAAAAUAUUGACCACUGUGGCGUCGUGAAUUUGGAGCGCAUGUUCGAGACCCCGGAACGCAUAUUUGUGGUCAUGGAGAAGCUAAAGGGAGAUAUGCUGGAGAUGAUUCUGUCCCAUACGCGUGGUCGUCUCAGCGAACGUGUAACCAAAUUCCUCAUCACACAAAUCCUUAUAGCGCUCAAGUACCUGCACUCCCAGAAUAUUGUGCACUGCGAUUUGAAGCCGGAGAAUGUGCUGCUCUCCUCGGAUGCGGAGUUUCCGCAGGUGAAGCUCUGCGACUUCGGCUAUGCUCGUAUCAUUGGCGAGAAGUCUUUUCGACGCUCUGUGGUGGGCACGCCGGCCUAUUUGGCGCCCGAGGUGCUGAGGAACAAGGGCUACAAUCGUUCGCUGGACAUGUGGAGCGUAGGAGUAAUCAUCUAUGUGAGUCUCAGCGGUACGUUUCCCUUUAACGAGGAAGAGGACAUCAAUGAUCAAAUACAAAAUGCCGCCUUCAUGUAUCCGCCAAAUCCCUGGAAGGAAAUCUCCUCGAAUGCCAUUGACCUCAUCAACAAUUUGCUGCAGGUGAAGCAGCGCAAGCGUUACACUGUGGACAAGAGUUUGCAGCACUACUGGCUUCAGGAUAAGCAAACGUACCAUGACCUGCGCAACCUGGAAACCCAGGUGGGCACACGUUAUCUCACACACGAAGCGGAUGACAUACGUUGGGAUUGCGUGGGCGACAUGUGACCUGUGCCAGCAGCAUUGCUCGAGCACACCCAUCAGUUGUCCAGCAGCACACAGAGCGCUCCCAGCGAGGGCUUUCCAGUCCAGACCUCGACAAAUUGCGGUGGCUGUCAUCGGCUCUCCAGCUCGCCCAAAGUGGAGGCCAUCGGCGACAAGGCGUUGAAAUGGAUGCGUUUCCAUCUCUGUCGACACAUCAAGUAGCGGCCAGGGCAUAUUUUAUCCAAUUUCUCUCUCCCUCUCUUUUCUAUCUUGCUAUCUCGAUGUAUAUCCUAGCUAUAUAGUAAAAAAGUGCGUUUGGAAAUGUUGUUUCCAUCUUCAAAUUACCAUAAAUUUUAUAAUUUCACAAAUGAAUUACUUUAUAGAAAAGAAAUGUAUUCAAAACGAUGAUUUCAUUUGAUUUGAAAAUAGAGAUUACUUAAAAACUAAAAUUUCAUUUCUAAAAAAAAAAAAAUUCAUUU